This is a messenger RNA of Naumovozyma castellii, 1059 nucleotides long. RefSeq names its product 5'-(N(7)-methyl 5'-triphosphoguanosine)-(mRNA) diphosphatase (gene DCS1). The record is from RefSeq and is a predicted model, not a curated record. Bases 1 to 1059 code for a protein of 352 amino acids. The transcript has a single exon. NCBI's taxonomy places the organism in Eukaryota, Fungi, Ascomycota, Saccharomycetes, Saccharomycetales, Saccharomycetaceae.
AUGUCACAAGAAGAUUUAGGCUCAUUGAUUAAAAGAUUUAGAUUCGUUAGAGUCUUAGAUUCCAACCCUCAAACCAAAGUCCUUUCCUUACUUGGUACCAUAGACUCUAAGGAUGCCAUCGUCACCGCUGAAAAGACUCAUUUUAUCUUUGAUGAGACAGUUCGAAGACCUUCUCAAGAUGUGAGCGAUCCUAGACCAAUCUUUUACCAUUGUGAAAAUGAGUACUCCUGUAUUAAUGGUAUUGAAGACUUGAAGGAAUUGACCUCAAAUGAUAUUUAUUACUGGGGGUUGUCCGUGAUAAAACAAAGUAUGGACUAUAAUCCAACAGCAAAAUUAAACCUAAUUUGGCCUGCCACAUCCGUUCAUAUCAAGAAAUAUGAGCAACAAAAUUUCCAUCUAAUUAAAGAGACACCUGAAAUUUAUAAGAAGAUCGUUAAACCUUACAUUGAUGAGAUGGCUGAAGGUGGGAGACUAAAAUGGGUUAACAAUAUUCUUUAUGAAGGUGGAGAGGCAGAACGUGUGGUUUAUAAGGACUAUAAGGAAGAUAAGAUCGAGGAAAGUUUUAUUAUCUUACCUGAUAUGAAAUGGGAUGGACUAAGUGUUGACUCUCUAUACUUGGUUGCUCUAGUUUACCGAACUGAUAUCAGAUCUAUUAGAGAUAUUAAACCAGAACAUAAGGAAUGGCUGAUUAAAUUAAACAAUAAGAUUAAAUCUAUCAUUCCUGGUUGUUAUAACUAUGCGAUCAAUCCAGAUGAAUUAAGAAUAUUUAUUCAUUAUCAACCGUCAUAUUAUCAUUUUCAUAUACACAUCGUUAAUAUCAAACAUCCAGGUUUAGGGAAUGGUAUUGCAGCAGGGAAGGCAAUUUUAUUGGAAGACGUAAUCGAAUCCUUGAACUACUUAGGUCCUGAAGGGUUUAUGACUAAGACAAUGACCUACGUGUUGGGUGAAAAUCACGAUCUAUGGGGAAGAGGCCUUGAUAAAGAGACAGCAAAGCAACUAGAAGAAGAUGGAAUUCCAAAGACUCCAACAAUUGUCAACGGGUUUGCAUUUAAUCAUUAA